AUGGCUGAUACACUUGAUGGCGAAGAAAGGGUAAAAAAUAUAACUCUUACUCCCCCAACCCCAAAAAUUUAAUAACGAGUGCUUGCUUUGUCUUAUUGAUGGGGCAUAAAAAUAAAUUUUCUUCUCUUUUAUUUUUAAGGUAAUUAAUAGACUGUUAUCAUGAUUAAAAUAAAUUUAAAACGAAAAUGUGCUUUUACAAAACUUUAAAUAAAAAUUACGAAAAUUGAUAAUAUUAUUUUUCUUGUUAAAAUGAACAUAGAAAAAAUAAAAGCCUGUGAAUUUUAAUCGUUAUUAAAUGGGGAAAGUUAGACUAAGACGAAUAAGAGAAGAGCUCAUUCCUCUAUUCCAUGGAGAAAUUUUUAGAUCAAAAGAAGUUCCAGAGCAUAUAAAAGAAGAAAUCGCAGAAAUUUAUACUUUGUAUGGAGGAGCUUCAAUCUUAAUGGAAAUCUGCAACGUUACUUAUGAUCAAAUGAAAGCUUGAAAAAACAAACUGAAAAGAAAUCCAAACUAUUUCAAAGAAAAAAUGCUUAAAAAAUCAAAUUGCACUAAUUUUUCAGAAGCAGUCCUUGAAAAAGCAGGUCUAGAAUAUGAACUACCAUUAAAAAGAGUUUUUUCAAUGAAUGAGACCAAAAUAAGCAAAAAAUAUAAAAAUAUGCCAAUCAGCCUUAGUGAUCUCAGAAAAGUUUUGCCUGAAAAAAUCCAAGAAAAAUGCGAUGAAAUAAAAAAAAUGAUAAAAAGGACAGAUGAUUGUAAAGGUUUCAAGAGGGAUGUGAAAGCAGAAAUCAUAAAAGUUGUUUUACAAUAUGGAGAAGUGAAACCUAUAGCUUUAUAUCUUGGAAUCAAAGAAAAAACUAUUCUUGGAUGAAGGGAAUUUAUACCGAAUGGGGUAAGUAAAUAUCAAUAUGAAGAUGAAUCCGGUCGGUUUUUAAAUAAAACUUCGAAUAUUAAUGAUAAUUUUCUGUAG
This is a messenger RNA of Blepharisma stoltei, 964 nucleotides long. NCBI's taxonomy places the organism in Eukaryota, Ciliophora, Heterotrichea, Heterotrichida, Blepharismidae. The record is from the annotation of a GenBank genome assembly.